Messenger RNA from Lycium barbarum (goji berry), 604 nucleotides. RefSeq lists its product as uncharacterized. The record is from RefSeq and is a predicted model, not a curated record. The transcript has a single exon. NCBI's taxonomy places the organism in Eukaryota, Viridiplantae, Streptophyta, Magnoliopsida, Solanales, Solanaceae. Bases 107 to 313 code for a protein of 68 amino acids.
UUAGUCAUCAAACCUCACCAGCAAAAUAUCACAAACCCCAAAUACUACUUUCUUUCUCUCUCUUUGUUCCACACAUUAUUAUAACUUAUAACCAACAACAGAGAAAAUGGUGUGUUUUUGUUUCCUAGUAGAUCAAACAAAACAAGUGUGCAAGAGCAAACCAGCAGCUGGAACAUGUUCCAGGUGUGGUGGAGGUGCUAGUGUUGCUGACAUGAAGACUGCUACAAGGUUUUGCUAUGUCCCCUUUUACUGGAAAAAUUGGAGAGCUAUUAUUUGCACAUUUUGUGGCGCCAUUCUUCGCUCUUACCGAUGAAAUAGUUUGUUACAGUCCCACAUUGGUUAAGGAAAUGAGACUUAAUCUUUCUUAUAUUAUUACUAUUAGAUAAAUAGCUGUCUUUGGGGGUUGAGUUAGUGUUCCAUCUUCCAACUGAAUUAGUAAUUUUUGUAUUAUUAUUUCAUUUCAUUUUCCUUUUUAUUCUUUUUCCUCUUGGGAUUAAUUAGAUCUUUAGAUGAUGAUUUAGAAUAUUAUUUUGGGAAGGAAAUGUACUAACAGCUGCUAUUGUAAAUAUAUUUGAGAAAUAACUAUUGGAUCUCUUUCUCUCUC